UAUAUUACCACUAAAUUUGUAUUUUGUAAACAGAAACAUACUGACGCAAAAUUGUUUUUGAGUUUAUUAUUUAUUGCUUAAAAGCAUUUUAAAUUUUCUCAGUUGCAGACAACGGACGCAGUUUAACAACUUGAAAUGUUUUUGAAACCGAAUAAUAUUCGAAUAAUUAGUAAAUGGACUUCUAGGGAAAUAUCGUCAUGCACUAUCUUCUACAAUAAAAAUAGCAAUCAUUGGAGGGAGUUAGGUCAUAAUCCAAAUUCAUUUGGCCCUUUGACAAACCUUCCAGAUUAUACGUAUAUGGAUGGUAGACCUACACCAUUGGGAUGCAAUAUGAAAAAACGGCUGGAUAAACAAAAGGAAAUAGCAAAAAAGAUUGUAGAUCUAAAUAAAGAACUAGCAUUUGCUAAGGAUCGACAUAUCCGAUUACAAAAAGAAAAAUCUGAGCUUAUUGAGAAACAAGUAGCGGCGCAAUUAAAACCAAAAGGACAUUUGUUAAAAUAAACUUAUUUACUUAUCUAGUUAAUUUUAAUAAUUAUGAUUCAAUAUUUAAAUAAAAAUAUGUACAAAUUAUUGAAUUUGUUAUAACUAAGGCAUGUGCAUUUAUU
Molecule: messenger RNA, 605 nt
Organism: Condylostylus longicornis
Lineage: Eukaryota; Metazoa; Arthropoda; Insecta; Diptera; Dolichopodidae
Gene: mRpL52
Product: 39S ribosomal protein L52, mitochondrial
Exons: 3
Coding region: 136-501 (121 amino acids)
Biological process (GO): mitochondrial translation
Cellular component (GO): mitochondrial large ribosomal subunit
Molecular function (GO): structural constituent of ribosome
Source: RefSeq, a predicted model, not a curated record